GAGAGAGAGCGAGGGAGACAUCCCCCCUUCCUGUUGCUCCGUUGCCCUGCCUGUGACUGCCCACCCAGCCUCCUGGCAGCCAAAUCAUCCACCCCCAACAAACCCAGGAACGCCAUUCUCGCGAGCACAGAAGAGGGGAGGAAAAAUCAUAUCAUUCAACCUGUCCCCUCUUCUCUACCAAAAUCCUCCAAAAUCCCGAUCUUUAUUCCAGAAAAGAUCCUCCUUUUCUGGGUCGAUACAGAUACACGCAGCUAUUUAUAGCGUCUGGUCUCGUGGAUACGCUCGUUCUUGGGCUUCCCUGCGGGGCUGUUGAUUUGAGGGAGUCAAAUUCGCCUGCGGCUGAAGGGGGGCGCAUGGCGGAGGAGGAGAGGCGGCGGUUCGCAAAUCUGCGAAGCGUCCGGUGGCGGGUCGAUCUCGGCAUCCUGCCGGCGUCGCCUGAGGCCUCCGUCGACGAGCUCCGCCGCGCGGCGGCCGAUUCACGGAGGAGAUAUGUUAGUUUGAGGCGCCGCCUUAUGGUAGACCCACAUCUUCCGAAGGAAGAAGACAGAUCAUCCAACCUCGUCGUUGAUAACCCGCUCUCUCAGAACCCAGAUAGCAGCUGGGGCCGUUUUUUUAGAGGGGCUGAGCUGGAGAAGACUGUUGACCAAGACUUGUCCCGAUUGUAUCCAGAAGAUGGUAGUUACUUCCAAACGCCCAAUUGCCAGUCCAUGCUGAGAAGAAUACUGUUAAUGUGGUGCCUUCAGCACCCGGAGUGUGGAUAUCGCCAAGGAAUGCACGAACUACUAGCUCCUCUAGUGUAUGUUCUUCAAGUUGACAUUGAUAAACUGUCUCAAGUACGGAAGCUCCAUGAGGACUGUUUCAAUGAUGAUUUUGAUGGAGUGCCUUUCCCAGAUACCGAUAUGGUUUUCAGUUAUAAACCAAGAAAGGACUCAAAAUGGCAUUCUAGAGAUGACAAUGGCAAUGAUUCUGAAAGAACUUCCAAAGUUAACAGUCUUGAUGAGCUUGACAGGGAUACAAAAGAAAUAAUUUUACUUAGUGAUGCGUAUGGGGCUGAGGGUGAACUAGGUGUUGUAUUAUCUGAAAGGUUCAUGGAACAUGACGCCUAUUCGAUAUUUGAUGGUUUGAUGGAUGGAGGUAGCGGAGUGGUUCGCAUGGCAGAGUUUUUCUCAGCACCCAAUGUUGGAUCUAGCUCAAGCCUUCCACCUGUUAUUGAAGCCUCAUCAUCUUUAUUUCAUUUGCUUUCCAUUGUUGAGCCAUCUCUUCAUAGCCAUUUCAUUGAGCUAGAUGUGGAACCACAAUAUUUUGCUCUUCGUUGGCUGCGGGUCUUGUUUGGACGAGAGUUCUGCCUCAACGAUCUUUUAUUCGUGUGGGAUGAGGUUUUUGCUUGUUCCAAUGAUAUGCUGCUUAGAGAAAAUGAAGAAUACAACUUCAAGAUCUUGUGCUCAUCUAGAGGGGCAUUCAUUGCAGCCAUGGCAGUCUCUAUGAUUCUUCACCUUAGAUCAUCUUUAUUGGCUACUGAAAUCAAUACAUCAUGUCUUCAGAGAUUACUGAACUUUCCAAACAAUGUUGACGUGCAUAAGCUAAUUGAGAAAGCCAAAUCUCUGCAGUCUAUUGCUAUUGAUGCAAGCACGACAUCUCCAUCUUUCCUAUCAAAGAAGGAUAGCUAUGAUUAUGAUAGGGUUUACAGUAAUCUUGCUACUUCAACUCCUCCAAGGACCCCAUUGCAUCCAUUACCUGAGAGUUACUGGGAAGAGCAGUGGAGAAACCUGCAUAAGGAUGGAGCAGCUCCCAAGGAGAUUGAAAAGGUUCAAUCCUACAAGAGGUCAUUAAAGAAAUCUUUGAGCCAGAGGCUUGGUUUAUCUAGGACAGAGUCGGAUCCUUCUCCAGUUAAGGUAUUCAAUGUGAAGAAUGACACCAAGAGUUCAGUGAGACGUUGUCUUUUGAAUUCCUAUUCAGACUCUGAAGUUGCUGGAAAAAUUCAGCAUGAUGAAUUCCCUAUCAUCUCAAUUCAUAAGGAGCCUGUUGCAAGUGCUGAAAGGCCUUCACAUCUAAAGGUAAAGCCAGCAAGUGAGAUUUUAACAGUAAGUCAAUCAAGUGUGACAAAUGUCAAUCCUCUUAUUGACUCACCGUCAAAAUCUGCUGAUGAGAGUUCAACAAAAAAAGUAGAAAAUUGUUCAAGUGGUGAGAGUUCUCCUGUAUUUUAUGCGGCCACUGCUGGUAAUGAGCCUGAGAAUUGUCCUGACAAUGAUUCUGAGAGAAGUAGCAUCACUUCAAAUUCAUGUGCUGGUGAUGAUGAUAGGGAUGAAGUUUUGCAAGACGAGUCAUUCAGUGGUAGCUGCGAGAACAAAGUCGCCUUAGAAGCAACGACAUCUGAAAACAAUGCAGAUCCUGUUGGACCAUCCGAGAGAAGUGUGGUAUCUAAUGAAAGAAAGCCAUUCAUAAAUAAGCUACAAUGGUUCUUGAGGUUUGGCAGACCUUCAGGUGAAGGCAAUGUGGAGAAGGGCAGUGUCGAGAUAUCGGAUGAUAAACAUGGUGUUGUUCCUCCCAGCGCUUGCCCUCCUGAUGUGAGUUUAGAUAACUCCCGUGGUGGCGUAAACUUGGCUUCUGGUGAUAAAAAGGUCAUGGGCACACUCAAGAACAUUGGACAGAACAUGCUUGAAAAUAUACAGAAUGCUGUCCAAUCCAAUGCAUGGGAAUAAACGGUACCUGGAUGCGAUGUGCAGGUGAUCGAGUCAGCGUUCCAGCAAGACCGUGGCCAGCCAAGCGCCAUGGAGAACUUCUCAAACAACAUCCUUGGAGGAAAAGGGCAGGUGACAGCCAUGGCAGCUCUGACCGAGCUCCGCAAGAUCAGCAACCUGCUCCGCGAGAUGUAAUGUAAACACACCCAAGGCCCACGCCCCCAUUCUUUCCCGAUUCAUUAGCUCCUCGGAUAAGGAAGGCCCCCCUGUAGUUAAAAUUAAGGCGCCUAGGCCCCUCUGUAUAUAUAGAUUCGAUUCCAUUCCAUUGAGAGCCCGGUACGUAGAGGCUCUGCUGUACCUAAAGGAUCGGCUGUCAAUUGAGUUGCGCUUGAUGAGGGAGUAAAACUCUCUCGGGCGUUAGGAAGCAACUUUUUGAUGGAAGAACAAUUUUUUCCGCGUACAAAGAUUUCCAAGGUAGAAUAAACCAAUGGAAUAAGCUAUGUCCAAUGUGCAUGUAUCCCUUUUCCUA
This is a messenger RNA of Panicum virgatum (switchgrass), 3207 nucleotides long. RefSeq lists its product as uncharacterized. Lineage: Eukaryota; Viridiplantae; Streptophyta; Magnoliopsida; Poales; Poaceae. The coding region runs from base 354 to 2699 and encodes 781 amino acids. Gene Ontology annotation, molecular function: GTPase activator activity. The transcript has 5 exons. The record is from RefSeq and is a predicted model, not a curated record. Gene Ontology annotation, biological process: activation of GTPase activity.